Photinus pyralis (common eastern firefly) is the source of this 2009-nucleotide messenger RNA. RefSeq names its product CD63 antigen-like. The coding region runs from base 890 to 1576 and encodes 228 amino acids. The record is from RefSeq and is a predicted model, not a curated record. Lineage: Eukaryota; Metazoa; Arthropoda; Insecta; Coleoptera; Lampyridae. Gene Ontology annotation, cellular component: membrane. The transcript has 6 exons.
UUUACAACAUCCCCAAAAAAUAGUACCUAUAUUGAUAGCGGAAGGACGACGUUACAAGUUUGCUGCAAUCACACUUUCCUAGAUCAAACACCCUUACCUCUAUUGAGAUAAGAGUAGGAGAACAAACGACUUUGACAUCAUCAGAAACAGAAAAUAGUUUGUUCACAGCGAAUUUCUCACCCUUAGCUGCCCCUAUCGUCACCCAACAUGAGAUUGAGCCACUGAGCAGUGAGCAUCCCUCUGAUUUCUCUGCGCAGUUGAUAUUACAUCAAAAUAUAAAGGAAACAGAACCACUAUGAAAAGAAUAACACAGGAAUAGACUUCUUUCUUCAAAAGAAGUCUAUGCAAACACACCCUCUACUCAACCCCGUGUAUUUAGUUGCGCCUAGAGUAGCAAACAGGCAUCAGGACUCGUAAUUGCGUGACCAAAAAAACACACCGAUAAAUUUCCCCAAAUGCGCGAAUUUAGAUAAAGUAUGUUAACGAGAGACCAUCCCAAUUUGACCCAUUUUCGCACAAAAACAUUUCAAAAUAAGUAAAUUGAACGGUCAUCGUACGACGAACACAAAAUCAAUUUAGCUCAUCACAUCGGCGCAAUUAUUUAAUUCGUUUUGAAAGUAAAACAUUUCCCGUACACGAAUACGAUUUUACCAGAAGCGGGACGUGGUGCUUAAUUAAUUAGGCCGCGCGAUUUGUAAAUAUUGGACGAGUGCGCGACGUGUUUACGAAAAUGUCGCUAUAACAACAACAAGGCCUUUUUAUUGUUGGUAUAUAGGUCACGAAGGGUUGGAAUAAUCAACUGCGUUGUACUUCACAUUAUUGUCUGUUGGGGGUUCGAAGUGGACGCAGUCUCUUCCUGGUUCUGUGCCGGAACUUUCGCUUUUCCACGAUGAAGUCGUGCGGGAUGUCGCUGAUUAAGUACUUGCUGUUUUUUUUCAAUUUGAUUUUUGCAAUUUCCGGGAUUGGGAUUAUAACGGCCGGAGCGCUCGUUCUGGCGGACGUUGGCGAAUUUAAUCAGUUUAUGGAGGGAAGGCUUUUGGCGGGACCUGUUGUACUCAUCGUCGCCGGUUCGAUUAUAUUUAUGAUCGCCUUUCUGGGAUGCUUUGGCGCAAUACGCGAAUCCUAUGGACUACUUAUGGCCUUUGCGAUAUGUCUGCUGAUCAUCUUCAUCAUCGAACUAGCGGUGGGUAUUGCGGCGGCCGUUUUCAAAGGUGACUUCGAGACUGCACUGCGCAACACCCUAGAAUCUUCGAUGAAGAACUACAACAACAACGGAUCGGCGAAGAAUAGCUGGGAUACGUUACACACAAAGCUAAAGUGUUGCGGAAUCGACAAGUCGGAAGACUGGAAAUCCGUUCCUCUGGCGGUACCCAGCUCGUGCUGCAAGGAUAAAAGUAAGGCUCCGGUGUGCGAGUACUACGAGAAGGGAUGCCUGCUAACAUUGCAGGCGAAGGUCAAGGACCACGCGACCGUUCUGAUUGGCGUCGGCAUCGGAAUCGCUUUUGUGCAGGUACUGGGAAUUGCGCUCUCGUGCCUCCUGGCGGCGAGCAUCAAAAGCGAACGCGUUAAAAAUUAACGCAUCCGAACUUUUGUAAAUUUUUACUCAGAAUAUUAGCAAAAAAGAAACGCUGUUCUGUUUUAAUGUUGGGCACUCACUCCUGCAACGUUCAAAUAACAAUUAUUACCUGCCAACAUUGAAAGAGUAUACUGUUAUUUUAUUACUAAAUAUGCUACUGUUUAAAGACUUUUUCACUUGUUAAUGACUACAAAAUGUACUUUUUUCAAGCACGACCGAUCAACGAGUAAGUUUGCUCUUGAUACAGUGAUCAUUUUUUCAAUUUUGUCUUCCUCAUAUAUAUUUUUAAGAGGUUUAUUACGCACAAUAGUCAUCUUACGAACCAUACCAAAUUUUAAAUAUUUUUUGUGAGUUUCAUUUAAAUGUCUGUACCAUCACUUACAAAUUGUCUUUAAAUAAAGUGUGUGUUUUUAUCUGCAUCGUUUUCAAUAGC